Molecule: messenger RNA, 1620 nt
Organism: Protobothrops mucrosquamatus (brown spotted pit viper)
Lineage: Eukaryota; Metazoa; Chordata; Lepidosauria; Squamata; Viperidae
Product: high-affinity choline transporter 1-like
Exons: 8
Coding region: 1-1620 (539 amino acids)
Biological process (GO): choline transport; acetylcholine biosynthetic process; transmembrane transport
Cellular component (GO): plasma membrane
Molecular function (GO): choline:sodium symporter activity
Source: RefSeq, a predicted model, not a curated record
AUGGCUUUGAAUAUCAGCGGCUUAGUAGCUCUGCUUUUAUUCUAUGCCCUGACUUUAGCUAUUGGAAUAUGGGCUUCUCGGAAAACCAGACAGAAGGAACACCAGAAGCCCAGUGAAGUUGCCAUAGUGGGAGGAAGGAACAUGAAUUUUUGCAUUGGAUUGUUCACAGCAACUGCAACCUGGGUUGGAGGAGCCUAUAUCAAUGGCACGGCUGAAAUUGUCUACCUCCCUUCAAAAGGACUGGUGUGGGUUCAAGCUCCAGCCGGCUUUGCUUUGUCUCUCCUUGUUGGUGGCUUCUUUUUUGUCAAUCCAAUGAGAAAGAGAAAUUACAUGACUCUGAUGGAUCCAAUUCAAGAGAUGUAUGGGAACGUGAUGGGCUGUCUUCUUUUUAUUCCUCCAUUGAUCGCGGACAUGUUCUGGUUUGCUGCUGUUCUUGCCUCUUUAGGAGCAACCAUGAAAGUCAUUUUGGACAUCCAGAGUUAUGUUGCCAUCAUUCUUUCUGCAUGUACGGUGAUAUUGUAUACUUUGCUAGGAGGUCUGUAUUCAGUGGCAUACACAGAUGUGAUACAACUGAUCUUUCUAUUGCUCAGUCUGUGGAUUUGUAUCCCUUUUGCCAUCAUGAAUCCUGCUACAGAAAAUAUUUUUUAUACAGCUUCCCAAAAUAUAUCCCAAGCACCUUGGAUUGGAAAAAUAGAAACAGAGUUUUACGGAAGAUGGUUUGAUGAUUUUUUAUAUUUGGUGCUUGGGGCCAUCCCUUGGCAAACCUAUUUCCAGCGUGUUCUCGCGGCUUCUUCCCACAAAGAAGCCAGACUAAUUUCCUAUUUUUCUGGACUGGGCUGUUUCGUUAUGGCUAUCCCUUCUGUAUUGAUAGGAGCAGUUGCUGCCUCCACAGAUUGGAACCAGACCGACUAUGGUCUACCCACCCCAAAUGAAAGAAAUGAGUCUGCCCUCAUACUUCCACUAGUCCUUCAGCAUCUCUGCCCGACUUACAUCUCCAUCGGUGGCUUGGGUGCCAUAGCAGCUGCUGUGAUGUCCUCAGGAGAUUCUGCAUUGCUCUCUGCCGGUUCCAUGUUUGCUCACAACAUCUAUAGGAAAAUAUUCUGGAGAAAGGCAUCAGAGAAAAAUGUCCUAUGGGCAAUGAGACUCUCCAUUGUGGUCUUUGGGAUAAUUUCAGCAGUUCUGGCUUACUACUCCUAUUCGAUUUAUGACCUCUGGUUCUUGAGUGGAGAGCUAGUAUACACUCUCCUCUUUCCCCAGUUGUGUUGUGCUCUGUUUCUUCCCAGCACCAACACCUACGGCUCAGCGGUUGGGUUCUUCCUUGGCUUUCUUCUACGGCUGUUGGCAGGAGAACCAUCCCUGAAGAUCCCCCCUGUAAUCUGUUACCCAGGAUGCUCAGUUGUGGAAGGUGUUUAUGUCCAGCUCUUUCCAUUCAAGAUGGCCACCAUGCUGUUCACGCUGUUCGCCAUCUUCUCAGCUUCCCAUCUGGCCAGCUUUAUGUUUAAGAGCAAAAUCCUUCCUGCUAAAUGGGACAUCUGCCAAGUUAUUAUGGAUGACGGAGUGCCUGUUCCCUUCUCCUGGGGAGAAAGGCAGAUGGAUGUACGAAAAAAUCCGGACUUGUGA